CAUGUCAGGCCUCGAUGUCCUGUAUGUUCGUAGGCAGCAAAUUCGCCCUCUUAUCUUUCCGAUUGGCACCAUGUGGGCGGUAAGAUAAUACCAUUGUUCUCCUUGCCAGCGAAUCGGACUAGAUGAAUGCAAAGUCAUACUGUGACGGUAAGUCCACUGUACAUGCAGAUUCAGUAACCAUGCAUUAGCAUGUACUGUUCAGUCGGGUGAGUAUUAUACUACUACCUCUUGACUACGAUGUCUUUCGAGUCACGAUCCCGUCAAUGCCAUUUCAUAUUUACUAUCUCUCUCAAUGAGUUCGGUACUUGAGACGAUUGGCCUUUAGCAAUCAAUAUUCGGCAAAUGGUUCCCCUCCUGAGAAGGUACCGGUUAUGUAGUUGCUAUUCGCCUCAACUUUCUACAACUUUGAACGAUGCUUAGUUAUCCAUCCGUCACCUCUUCAUGCACUCGAAUCCUGCGCUCAACCCUCAAGACAUCCCACAAGUCCUUCUCCACCUCACAGCCCAUACUAAGCACCGCCAGCUCAACCAAUCCCAACUUCGUAAAGAUAGUCGAAGUCGGGCCUCGCGACGGUCUCCAGAAUGAACCAAAGCCAAUUCCACCUCCCAUCAAAGCAGAACUCAUCAAUAAACUCGCUAUCGCAGGGAUGCGCAACAUCGAAGCCGGCAGCUUCGUGAGCCCAAAAUGGGUGCCUCAGAUGGCAGGCACGGCAGAGGUCUUAUCUCUCAUAGACAGUUUCCCGAAAACCGGUUACUCGGUGCUCGUUCCAAAUCAGAAGGGGUUGGACGACCUACUAGACAUACUCUCCUCUAGCACUUCUCCAAACUCACACGCAAAGCCCCCACCUCCAGUCACCGAAAUCGCAAUCUUCACAUCUGCGACAGAUGUGUUCUCUCUCGCAAAUACCAACGUCUCUGUUUCAGGUUCUCUCGAACGUCUUGCGCCAGUUGCGCGCAGAGCUCUUGAUGCUGGGUUGAAGGUGCGAGGGUAUGUUUCAGUAGUCGUCACAUGUCCCUUUUCUGGACGCGUGGAUCCGAGGCGGGUUAGGGAUGUUUCGAAGGAGCUCGUACAGAUGGGAUGCUACGAGGUGAGCUUGGGAGAUACGACAGGCGCAGGGACGCCCGCUAGCAUCCGUGGGAUGCUUGAGGAAGUUGCGAAAGAAAUAGAUGUAGGGAUCCUUGCUGGACAUGUAAGAUUCACUCGCUUGUAUCUUAUCUUAUGGUUGAUUCAAUAUUCUUUUGGACUGUGUAGUUCCACGAUACGAAUGGUACAGCGACUGCCAAUAUUAUGACUGCUCUUGACUUCGGGUUGCGAACAUUCGAUGCGUCCGUUGGUGGCCUUGGAGGGUGCCCGUAUAGUCCUGGUGCCACGGGUAAUGUUGCAACGGAAGAUGUCGUCUA
Suillus subaureus is the source of this 1400-nucleotide messenger RNA. RefSeq lists its product as uncharacterized. Gene Ontology annotation, biological process: ketone body biosynthetic process; L-leucine catabolic process. Gene Ontology annotation, molecular function: hydroxymethylglutaryl-CoA lyase activity. The record is from RefSeq and is a predicted model, not a curated record. NCBI's taxonomy places the organism in Eukaryota, Fungi, Basidiomycota, Agaricomycetes, Boletales, Suillaceae. The transcript is spliced from 3 exons. The coding region runs from base 413 to 1291 and encodes 292 amino acids.